AUUUACAAGCAUCAUUUAAAAAAAAAAACAUUUGAUUGCCAUAGUCUACUUAACUUGGGUUAUUCAUUCAUUAUCAUUUCACAUAUUGCAACAACUAGUUUUUGUGAAGUAAACAUUAGCCAUACUUUUGUUUUUCUAAUUUUGUCCCCAGCUCAGAGCUUGAACUGUUCUGAACCCACCAAUCUAGCCCUGCUGGAAGCACUGACACCAGUCUUUGAUUUACGCUUCAUACGACCUGUCAACAACUUCAAUAAUUACACAGAAGUCUAUGUAUCCUUUACCAUGUAUGGCAUUCUGGGAGUGGGAUGGAAGAAUGAGUUCAUCAGCUGGGAUCCAGAGCAGUGUGGCACCGACCAUAUUACGCUACCUAGACGCCGGUUUUGGAUACCAGAUAUGGUCAUGAAUGAAUUAGUAUCUAAAAACACAGCCCCAUUUGUGCCUUAUGUACAUGUCUAUUCUGAUGGCAUGAUCUACGACUACAGUCCUGUCAGAGUGGUUAGCACCUGCAGACUGAACAUCUACACCUUCCCCUUCGACGUCCAGAACUGCACUUUCACCUUUGUCUCCUACAGCCACAAAACCAACGAUAUCAUGGUUGAACUCAACAGACCGAUCGAAGAGAUUAUUAAGAAAACAUUGGCUGUGAUGACUACUAUUGGUCUGAGGCGCAAGUCCACUCUCUAUGUGGUCAACCUGCUCAUCCCCAGCUGCUCCUUGAUCACAGUGGACCUCUUCAGCUUCCUGUUACCCCCACAGAGUGUGGACCGCUCGGCCUUUAAGAUGACACUCAUCUUAGGCUACACCGUCUUCCUGCUGCUUAUGAAUGACUUGCUGCCGGUCACUGGCAACACCAUACCACUCAUAAAUGUUUUCUUCGCCCUCUGCCUGGCUCUGAUGGUUGCCAGCCUGUUGGAGACAAUCCUCAUCACCCACCUCUACUCAAGCUCCAGUCGCUUUGCUCCUGUCCCCCGCUGGGUGAGAGAAGUGGUCCUUCAAAAACUGGGAUGUUGUGUUGGUCUGCCUCCAAAGCCAACAAAAGACCAUUCAGAUAUGUCUCCCAAUGCUGUAAGGGAGGAGAUCAAAGCUGGUAAGACUCCUCCAAUGCCCCUGGAACUGGAAGACACAACCCCAGGCGAGUUGAGGAAGUUGGGGAGAGACCUCCGGGCGAUCCGGCUGCAGUUGGAACAGCAGCUGAGUGGGGACCAGAAGUCUGAAGAGUGGAUCCAGGUGGCUUCCAUCAUUGAUCGCUUCCUGUUUGGGCUCUACACGCUCUUCAUAUCAGUCAGUUCUAUAACUAUGAUCUGGAUCUGGGUUGAAUCAGACAGACGAUAGAAAAGUUUUUCAGAAUCAGUUUUUAAUUUAUACAAUUUAGUGAACAUCAUUUUCUUUGUAGACUGUCUUCAUCUAACCCUAAACAGUUUUUUUUAUUUUAAUACAUUUAGUUAGUGUGAUUAUUGAUGAUUUGAGGUCCA
This is a messenger RNA of Gadus morhua (Atlantic cod), 1472 nucleotides long. RefSeq names its product 5-hydroxytryptamine receptor 3E-like. NCBI's taxonomy places the organism in Eukaryota, Metazoa, Chordata, Actinopteri, Gadiformes, Gadidae. Gene Ontology annotation, molecular function: transmembrane signaling receptor activity; extracellular ligand-gated monoatomic ion channel activity. The transcript has 7 exons. Gene Ontology annotation, biological process: monoatomic ion transmembrane transport. Gene Ontology annotation, cellular component: membrane. The record is from RefSeq and is a predicted model, not a curated record. The annotation marks the transcript as partial.